Chiloscyllium plagiosum (whitespotted bambooshark) is the source of this 2598-nucleotide messenger RNA. RefSeq lists its product as uncharacterized. The record is from RefSeq and is a predicted model, not a curated record. Gene Ontology annotation, molecular function: protein binding. NCBI's taxonomy places the organism in Eukaryota, Metazoa, Chordata, Chondrichthyes, Orectolobiformes, Hemiscylliidae. Gene Ontology annotation, biological process: signal transduction.
CUCGUGACCGCCUUCUGGGGCAAUUAGGGAUGGGCAAUAAAUGCUGGCCCAGCCAGCAACACCCUCAUCCUGUAUUUAAUGAUUUGUUCUAUAAUCUAUAUAAUAUAUUUCGUUGUUAAAUUGGCCCUGGUUUUCUUUUUUUUUUCUAUUGCUGAGUUUUAGUUCCUUCAAAAAUAAAUAUUACACUUUUCUAUAAGAUAGCAAUUUUCAAACAAACCCUAACAGCAAUAUGAUCCCUGCCAAAUAUCUGUGACGUCGACUCUUUUUCAACCACAGAAUGGGCUGAAUCUUCAGCUGAAGGACAUUCCUGGUCAUCUCCCUGUAAAAGUAGGCCUCAGGCCUGGGCCACGAUUUGUACUCUUCAGCUCUCCACUGCUCUUCUGCAUAGCAUUAGAUUGGAUUCCUGGGUGAUUAGUCCCACGGCACCAUCUUUUCCCCAUUACUGCAUAACUUUUAUUCUUUGGUGAUGUCUUAAAGACCAGGAAAUGGAGCACAUUGACAGAGAUAAGGUUACAAUUUGGCGCAGAGGCUUAGCUUGAGCCCGCCAAAAAUAAAACAUUUCAAUCUGCUUGGACGAACAGAGGACUUGAACACAGAUACUGUCAUGGAUUGGAACAAGAGAAGAUCAUUUAAUACUUCAGGACUGCCAGCAUUUGAGUAAAAUCAGAAGGAACCUGCAGAACCUCUCGUUAUUACGUUACUCCUUGUUUCUGAUACUGUACCUGAAAAGAAUACACAUCGACAUCGGUUGUUAAAACUGUAAUCAGUAACUUUCUUGUGGGGGGUGAAUUCUGGGGUUUUUGCUUUACUUGCAGAUGGGGCAUGAUGUUGCAGGACGAGCCAGCAUUUAUUGCCUGUCCCUAAUUGCCCCUCAGAAGGAUUUGGGCAUUGCUUGUAAGACCAGCAUUUAUUGUCCAUCCCUAAUUACUCAUAGCAGCUUUAAGAGUCAUCCACGUUGCUGUGGAUGAAACUAAGCAUCUGAGCUCAAUAUGCCUUCAGAUGAAGAACGUGAUAUGGACAAUUCUGAACAAAAUGAUCAACCCAUCUCAGACAAACAAUUGAUGGAGUUAGCUGGAAAACUGGGGAACACAUGGCAGAGCUUAGCAAUUCAACACCUAGGCUUUAAGGCAUAUGAAGUUGAGAACUUCAUUUCUGAUGGAAAUAGUAAUCAAGACAAAGCAUUUAAAAUGUUACAAUCUUGGAAAUGUCGAGAAAAAUGUCCAACAGUCGGGGACCUGAUCCAUAUUCUUGAUAAAGCAGAUACUGAUUCUGAUGCAUGGUUAUUUCUUUGUAAUAAAGGCAGUAAAUAUAACGAGUUGAGAUGCAAAUGUUGUCACAAAAUGGACUGCCAGUGCAAAUGUGAGGCUGCUCAAGGACAUUUUUUCUCCAACCCCAGUCCCAGUGGAUAUAAUUGUUCAGUUAAAACUGUAAUAGUUAAAGCUAAUACCAUCCAGAAAAAAGGAACUGAAGCUCUGGAAAACCUAUUUCAGGAAUUAUUUGAAAGUAAUAUCAACCUCCUCUUAAAAUUUCGAAAAAUUGUUAAUUCUAUGGAAAGUAAAAUUCUGAACAUUGUACCAGGAUGUGUAGAAGCCCGUCUGCAGAUUUUAUCUUACACUGCUCUCCUGAAACUCAGCCUGUUACCUGUAAAGGGAGGCUCUGAAGGGAUAAAGCGGCUUGCUCCUUUACACCAGAAGCUACAAAAUGCUAUGGAAGAAGAACUUCCCGAUGUGAACAUAACAAAUGAGAUGCUUUCUUUCACCAACUAUUUCGAAGGUGGAUCUUACAGAAAAGCACUGGAAUAUUUUUGUAAAGGUUUUGCUAUUGAUGAUAUGCUCCCAAUCAUCAAAAAACCAAAACAAUUUCAGAAUAUUGAUUAUCUAUGUAUUGAUAUCAAAAAUGACCCAGGGACAACCUUAAGUGAUCUGAAGAGAGAAUUUGUGAAGCAACGAUACAGAAAACUACAUGAAUUCCAAAGGAAAGUAUUAAAAGGAAAGCCAAUGAGCAAAAGUGAUUACAGCCUUAAUAUUAUGUCAAUUGAUAAUGUUUUAAAUAAACCUAAAGGCAAGUGUGGAAAAAAAUUCAAGAAGGACACAGAUAAAGAAUUACCAGGACAGCAGGAAAAGACCUUUGAAGUUGUUUCCUUCUCCAAGCUGAGAUAUAAGCCUAAGAAGUGUUAUGGAUGUGGCAAGAACAUACGUGAUGUGGCAGACUCGGACUUGAUACUGAAGACACAAGACGUUCGAGAAUACUAUAGUGGUUGUCGUCAGAGGCAUCUCACAAUUCAUAAAUCAAACGUAUACUUCCACUUCCUUGAGAAAUGUGUGCGCAAGAAGUAUGGGCUAAUUAAUCAGCAUACAUUUCUUGUGCCAAAUAUUAUCUCGGGUUGUAUGACCGGUGCUCAACAUACAAUGCUCAGAAGCAUGGAAAACAUCCAGGAUGUAGGAGACACAAAAUUCCAAAGUAAAAUGGGGAGAAAUGACCUUGAGCCGUACUGAGUUGACUCCGAAAGUAAAAAAAGCUGUCAAACUAAAAUCUGUGUUCAGUUUCCAAUCAUCUCUCUUGUCUGGUUUGAGCAAAUAAAAUUCCUUUUAAGUCCUA